GUAAUUGAAUUAACCAAAUUUAAAACCUAAAAGUAAGCAACUUGGUCACUUUGGUUACUAAAUUUUCCCAUUGGCAUCUCUUGGCCUUCCGGUGAGAGUCAGAGUCCCUUCUUGGUUCGUUGGCUAAACUCGUGUUGUCAUAGGUAGCCUGAUUCUUGACAUUAAUAAUAGCAUUUUGAGCUGAUGUGUGUUCAAAAUUUCUUUGGUUGCAUGCCUAUUUGGCUGUGCGUUUCUUUAGUAUUUAUUGUUACCUUCUAGAGAAGAAUGUUAGAUUGCUUAUGUUGUAUAAAUCCAUUUCUGUAGAAUCAAAGUCAUUAGAGGUAAAUGGGCUGUUCAGAAAGCGUAGAGCAAGAACGUGAAAGAGACCAAGAAUUAGUACUUGGAAGAAAGAGAGUUAAAUCAGAGAAGCAGAAGAUUAGGAAGAAGAAGGGAAAAUCUAGAGGAGAUGUAGGUGGGCUUGAGGGCGAAGAUACCUUGGAUAUUAAGAGAGCAGCCACUUCGUUAAAGAAGGCGAUGACAAUAUUGAAUAAUGGGAGAGGAAAGAUGAAUAACAAUAUGCAAUGUGAUGAUGGCUCUGUUAGUUCUAUAUCAAGUGAUGAUAGUGAUGGGCAGAUUGGAUGCCUUAGUCCUCAGGCUCAAGCUAUUCAAAAGAAGCACAGCUCGAAGAAAGGAGCAACAAUGUGAGACAACCUUACUUGGGAUGACGUAGUUGAUGGUUCAUCACCUAAAAAUGAUGGAUUCACUGAGAUAUCCGUACCUGGAGGACGUUAUAAAGGUCAGUUGAAAAAUGGAGCUUUUGAAGGAGAGGGUACCCUAACACUGAAAGACGGUAGUGAAUAUACAGGGUCUUUCGAGAACAAUAAGUUUCACGGAAAAGGAAAAUUCAUAAACAAAAAGGGAAGUAUUUACCAAGGAAAGUGGCUGAAGGGCAAAUAAGCAUGGGAAGGGUGAGGAAACCACUCCUGAUGGAAGUAAAUACUGAGGGAUGUUCAAGAACGAUAAAUACGAUGGAAAAGGAACUCUCGAGUUUGCCAAUGGGACUGUUUAUAAGGGAGAAUUUAAAGAUGGGAAACUUAAUGGAGUUGGCACUUUGUUUACUGCUGCAACUGAUGGUAGAAUAGAUUCAAAUGGAGGAAGUAAAAUUAAGGCUAUCUUUAAAGAUGAUGAGAUUAUUGAGCAUCUUGAUAGCUAGACUA
Molecule: messenger RNA, 1196 nt
Organism: Moneuplotes crassus
Lineage: Eukaryota; Ciliophora; Spirotrichea; Euplotida; Euplotidae
Source: the annotation of a GenBank genome assembly